ACGCCAUGCCGAUCCGAGCCGCCGAGACAGUCUUCCGCGACGGCGUCUUUGACGGCAAAGUCGCCAUCGUGACGGGCGGCGGUACGGGCAUCGGCAAGUGCAUCGCCCACGAACUCGCGUCCCUCGGCUGUUCCGUCGUCAUUGCCGCUCGCAACCUCGAGCGCUUGAAUGCGGCGGUCGCCGAGAUCAAGAGCGAGCUCUCGCCCAAGCACGCAGCCCGUGACUGCGUCUUUGCCGUGGCUUGCGACGUGCGCAAGGAAGACGACGUCAAGCGCUUGAUGGCGGCGACACUUGAAAAGUACCAGCGCAUCGACUACCUUGUCAACAAUGCUGGCGGGCAGUUCAUUGCACCCUUUGAAGACGUAUCGCUCAAAGGCUGGGAGGCAGUGCACCGCCUCAACUUGACGGGCACGUUCCUUGUCACCAAGUACGCGUACGAGGCGUACCUCAAGGAGCACGGCGGGUCGGUUGUCAACAUCCUCGUAAGCAUGGCGAAAGGCUUUCCGGGCUCGAGCCACAGCGGAUCGUCGCGCGCCGGCGUCGAAAACAUGACCAAGUCGCUCGCGGUCGAGUGGGCGCCGCGCGGCAUCCGGCUCAACGCAGUCGCGCCCGGCACGAUUCUGAGCUCGGGCGUGGGCAACUACUUUGGCGGCGCUGCGCUCUUUGAAAAGCUGGCGCGCAAAUUUCCCGCGCAGCGCAUGGGCACGGUCGAAGAGGUGUCGGCGGCCACGAUUUUCCUGCUGUCGCCGGCCGCGUCGUUUACGACAGGCACGACGGCGGUCGUGGACGGCGCCAUGUACCUCGAGGGCAACUUUUGGGACCUCACCGAGCACGACAACUUCCCCGUGUACGGCAAGAGCAAGCUCUAAUCGGCUCAUUUGCGCAGCUGCAUGAGACCACUCCACAUUGACAAUACAAUCGCUAUUUGUCUCUAACGAUCCAUUAACAGUGGAGAGGAACAGCGGCACGUGCACCGCCUAAAGCCACACCUAAAGUACGACGCCUAAACCAAGUCGUACGCGAUCUUCUACGCCCAGCGUGCUAGCCACUGACAUAGUCUACGUGAGCUUGUAACUCUCUUGACCGUCUGCCCUCGUGUCGCGGAUGUCAGGCCAUGCG
This is a messenger RNA of Saprolegnia diclina VS20, 1119 nucleotides long. RefSeq lists its product as hypothetical. Gene Ontology annotation, biological process: phytol metabolic process. The transcript has 7 exons. Gene Ontology annotation, molecular function: trans-2-enoyl-CoA reductase (NADPH) activity. The record is from RefSeq and is a predicted model, not a curated record. Gene Ontology annotation, cellular component: peroxisome. NCBI's taxonomy places the organism in Eukaryota, Oomycota, Saprolegniomycetes, Saprolegniales, Saprolegniaceae. The coding region runs from base 6 to 869 and encodes 287 amino acids.